Molecule: messenger RNA, 9957 nt
Organism: Chelonia mydas (Green sea turtle)
Lineage: Eukaryota; Metazoa; Chordata; Testudines; Cheloniidae
Gene: TEX10
Product: testis expressed 10
Exons: 14
Coding region: 892-3516 (874 amino acids)
Cellular component (GO): MLL1 complex; nucleus
Source: RefSeq, a predicted model, not a curated record
UGUGACGCUGACUUUUAUUUGCCAACUGGUUUCUGAAGCACCAGAGAAACAUGGCGGCCGAGAUCUCGCUGCCCCGUCCAUUCGCAUCCGCUGCGAGGAGGGCAGGUGCAGAGCGACGCGGCCCUGCCCCGGGGCUGUGAGGGGGGCUUUGCCUCUCUUCCCCUUCGAGCCCGGCACGCGGCGAGUCUCGCGCCGCAGCGUGACCCCGGCAGAGGGUGCUGCAGGGAGGGCAGUGCGCGCACCUGUCCCGGCCCGGGACUCUCCCUCUGUGACUGUCCUGUGCGCGCACGCUGCGCCGGUGGGCGGCGUUGAAGGGGCACGUCCAGCUAAGCAAAGAGAAGCCGCGCGGCGAUGAAGCAGAAGUUCCGUACAACACGUAGGGCGCCCCUGUGAAGAAACUGCAUUUACGGGAAAAGCAGGACUUGUGGCACCUUCCAGACUAACCAAUUUAAAUGCUCAAAUAAAUUGGUUAGCCUCGAAGGUGCCACAAGCCUCCUUUUCUUUUUGCGGAGACGGACGGACGCGGCUGCUGCUGCUCUGAAACCUGGAUUUACAGGUUCUGACAUCAAUUUGGCGGGAAUUCUCCAGAACCAGCGAAGGGGCUCCGGCUCCGCCUUCCGCGUGCUGGGCGCCUUCCCGCCUCCCUUUCGCGCGCCGUUCGCCAGCAGGUUGUUUCCCCGCAGCGUCCCGGCAUCGGCCGCGACGCUCCGGGAAGUCCGUGGGAGGGACGCGGCCGCUUGCCGCCGGCUGCUGUUAACGUCGGCGCCCCGGGCCCGGCAGAGAGCGGCGCGCGCGCGGCACUAGGGCCCCAGAGCCGCCAACGGAUCUCUCGGCUUCAGGGCGCCGCCCAGACCUGAGCGGGCGGCCGCUCUUCCCUCCCAGCUCCUCUCUAUGGUCGCAGGUCCCAGUUCCCGCCGCCCACUCCCGUUAGUCACGUGGGCAGCGGUUUCCGGCGGGGACUCGCCGUGGCUGGAGCGGGGAGGUGGCGGACGCUCGCCGCGUGGGUCGAGCUUCAAAAUGACUAAAAAGAGGAAACACCAAGAGGAUUUCCAAAAGGUGAAGCUAAAAGUUGGAAAAAAGAAGCCUAGACUAGAAAAUGCAACUGAUACAAACUUCAAAACGAAGGCCAUACAUCUUCCUGAACAGCUUAAAGAGGAUGGAAUACUUCCCACGAACAAUAGAAAACUUAACAUAAAGGAUCUGCUUUCACAGAUGCAUCACUAUAGUGCCGGAGUUAAGCAAAGUGCUCUUCUUGGGCUCAAAGAACUGCUGUCCCAGUAUCCAUUUAUAAUUGAUGCACACCUUUCAAAUAUACUAAGUGAGGUGGCAGCUGUAUUUACAGACAAGGACUCUGGUGUCAGAGUAGCAGCAAUCCGGCUCCUUCAAUUCUUGGCUCCAAAAAUCCGAGCUGAGCAGAUUGCUCCAUUUUUUCCUUUGGUAAGUGCCCACCUCUCCAGUGCCAUGACUCAUAUCAGUGAAGGAAUUCAGGAGGAUUCUUUAAAGGUCUUGGACAUCUUGUUGGAAGAGUACCCAGUCCUCCUUACUAAUCGCUGUAGUAUAUUGCUGAAGAAUUUUGUAGAGCUUAUUUCUCACCAGCAGUUGUCAAAAAACCUGAAAAGUAGAGAGAAAAUAUCCUGGAUGCUGUCUGUUAACCCUAACCGCAGAGUAACUUCACAGCAAUGGAGGCUGAAUGUACUGAUCAGAUUCAAGAAGUUUCUCCAAGCAUUGGUAGAUGGUUCCAGUGGAUCAGAAGAAGAUGAAGAGAUCCAGGAGCAAAAGGAGAACUCCCAGUUCAUGAGGAACUCAGUAUGUAUAAGCUGGAAGGAGCAUGCCAGUAAUCAGCAGCACAUCCAGCUAUAUGAAAAUGGUGGAUCACAACCAAGGAUCAAUUCAGCAUUCAGACUAAGGUCCCUGGUAAGCGUGACAGACAGAGUGGAAAAAGGCCUGUCCUCUGCUGAAAAUUUAAAAGGGUUUAUUGAGAUAAUAAUUCCAUUAUUGAUUGAGUGCUGGAUUGAAGCAUCUCCUGCACAACUUGCUGCUCCCAUUCUUGGAAAUCUUUUGGAACCUGAAUCUCAACAGCUAAUGCAACAAGUGCUUAGUAUCAUAUACUUGCUGUGGAAACUCACAAAGCAACAUGACGGAACACACAAAAUGGAGGCAUGGCUUCGAAUGAAUUACCUUGUUGAUUUCAAGCAUCACUUCAUGCGUCAUUUUCCUUAUUCUUUACAAGAAACAAUUAAGCACAAAAAGAGAGAUCCAUACAAAAGCACCAAGUACUGUAUGACAUCGUCAAACAGCGUAGACCAUCUUUUAUUGAAUUUAACCCUGUGUGACAUUAUGGUUUCACUGGCAAGUGCUUCAACACUUCAAAUGGAUUCUGACUGGCUGGGUAUGAUAAGAAAGUUUGUGACCGAAACCCUUCAGCAUGGCUGCAGAUUGAACUGCAAGCAGUUGAACAGAUUGCUUGGCGUGACAUGGAGACUAAUGCAAAUACAACGAAACAAAGUGGCAAUGGAGACUUUGAUAAAAGCAGUAUAUACACUGUACCAGCAGAGGAAUCUCCUCUUUCCUGUUCGUAUGUUGCUUUUGAAAUUUUUUAGCAGGGUUUAUCAGAAAGAAGAGUUGAGCGCUCAAAGAAUCAGGAGCCGAAGUAAAGUUUUAUCUCGUUGGCUGGCUGGCCUACCUCAGCAGCUUGCUCUCCUUGGUUCAAGAAAGCCUGAGCUUUCAAACCAGUUGAUUGAGACCAUUCAUUCUGCUGCAUCUCAUUCAAACAAGGAAUUGUUACAAAGUUUGCAAGCCACUGCUUCUCGAAUUUAUGAUCCACUAGAUGGCACUCUGGUUCUUCUUCCAGCAGAGUCACAGCAACGCUUAGUGCAGCUUGUAUACUUUCUACCAUGUCUACCAACUGACUUACUUUCUUCUCUAAGUCGCUGCUGCAUUAUGGGAAGAAUGUCUUCGGAUCUAGCUGCCACCCUCAUUGGGAUACUGCAUGUGAGAUCUUCCUUUGCUGGAUGGAAAUGCCAGGUGCAGGACAGUUCAGUGAACGAUGUGGACUACUUCAGCUUCUUGUUUUCGACACUUACAGGAUUCUCUAAAGAGGAGUUGACUAGCCUUCAGAGCAUUAGAGGAAAACCUCACAUUAGCCAGACACAGUUUUCAUCUGUCCAUCUCUACCUGACUGAUCUGGACCAAUUUUUACACCACUGGGCUGUGACAGAGGUGGUAUGUCGCAGCUUGUCCACUAUACCUUCACGAAGUCAGUGUUUUGACAUCCUCCAGAACGGUAUCUGUAAAUACCUGGAACUGACCAGAAAUGGGAUUGAGAAUCUCCUGGAACCAGGUUUGGCCACCCAGGAAGGAACUUCCUCCUCGGGACCAGUGUGUACCCAAUGCCACCACAAUCCGCCUUUUGAUUCCUCAUACUGUCCUUAUUUGGGACCCUUACACAUGUUCCCUGGACUCUGUCCAUUCCAACAGGUAAUCUUAUCACCAUUCUCUUCCAAGAUGUCAGUCUGAAACCACUGAGCCCAUAGAAAAAGGAGAAGAUGAGCUGGAUCUGCCAGUUCCACUGGGCUCUGUCAUGGUAGUCACCCAAUGAAGCAGUCACUCCAGCCUCUCCACCUCCCCCAGAUGAUUAUAGACAGUUUCAGGAGCUGUUAUGGAGAGGUGGAAGAACUCCAGAUCUCCCUAGAAGAGAUCCAGGACCCCCAGCAUAAGCUCCUGGAUAUCCUGCAACCUGCGGGCUCCAAUCAGGUUUGCACACCCAGUAAAUAAAGUUGUUAGAACUGACAAGGGUUGUGUGUCACACACUAGCUACCUGUGCCCCCCUCCAAGUGGUCAGAGAAGUGAUACUUUGUCCUCGCUAAAGGAGGGGAGUUCUUCUUAUCCACCCUGCUGCAAACUCCUCAGUGGUCCAGGUGGCCAUGCAAAGAUCCAGACAACACCUAAGGGCCAUCCCUGCAGAUAAGGAGGCCAAGUGUCUCAGCCUUCUGGGAAGGAAGAUGAUUACAUCUAUCAGCCUGCAGUUUAAAAUCUCAAACUAUCAAGCCUUUCUCACCAAAUAUAAUUUCCUGAAUUACUCUAAAUUUCUAGACUUUAGGGACAAGUUGCCCCGGGAGGACAGGGUUUAGUUUCAAACUCCUAUUGGUGGGGGCAAACUGCUGGCCAGAACCUCUUUAUAAGCUGCAGUCAAUGCAGCUGAUACAGCAUCAAGAGCAACGACAGCCACCACUGUGAUGUGACAGGAAUAAUGGCUGCACUCUUCGGGGUUUCCCCAGGGAUGUUCAAAACACUGUAUUACCUUUCUGUGAGACUCAUCUUUUCAAUGAGAAGAUGGACAAGUGUUUGCACGUGUUGAAAGACUCAAGGGCAACUCUCUGUUUCCUGGGCAUAUAUGCACUUGCCCCAAAGAAAAAAUACUUUUAACAACCCUAUAAACCAAGGCCCUUACCUCAAUCCUUCUAUCACCAGUGCUCCUAUGAGCCACCCUGCAAAUGACAGAAAAUGUAGAGGCCAAGAUACCCUGUGACUUCCACUUCAACCAUGGCUACUCAACCUCACAUUCCAGCCAAGGGAUGUUUUUGACAACUUUUAGAGAGUUGCAAACCAGUAUCAAUGGCAUCUCUACCUAAUUCUGAGAUCCAUUUGGGGGGACUCCUAGCAAAAUUUCCCCACAAUUGGGCAACAAUAAUAGACACAUGGGUGCUGGAUAUCAUCCGUUCUGGCUAUACCAUCAAGAUUCUCUACCCACCUCUUCCAAAACUCAUUUCUCUGUCCCUUUUCAAGGACCACUCUCAUGAAAGGCUCCUCCUUCAGGAGGUAUAGUCUCUUCUCCAACAGGGAGCAAUAUAGCAGGUACCCCCUCAAUAUUGGGGUUCUAGUUGAAAUAUUUCCCAAGAAGAAAGGAGGCUGGAGACCCAUUUUUGACCUGUGUCAACUCAAUGCUUUUAUUUGCCAACUGAAAUUCUGCAUGGUUACAUUGGCAUUGAUAAUACCAUCUGUCAAAAAAGGCUCAGGGUUCAUGGCUUUUGAUAUGAAAGGUGCAUACUUUCUUGUAGAAAUUCAUCCCUCCCGCAGAUGAUUCCUCAGGUUUGUGGUGGGCCCCCACCAAUACCAAUACAGGGUGCUCCCCUUGGGUUUAGCUGCAGCUCCCAGAGUUGUCACAAAAGUGUUCUCAGUAUUUGUAGCACAGCUCAGAUGAGGCGGCUCCUCCACCUUCCUGUACUUGGAAAACCAGCUUCUGACUGGCAGGUCUUGCCUGGAAGACUUAAUGACAACCUCGUCACUGCUCCACCUUCUAGCGUCUCUGGUAGUUUGCGCAAAUGUGGGGAAGUCUACACUGACUCCAAUGCAGACCAUAGAAUUUAUAGGAGCAACAUUGAAUCUAAUCAGGGUGAAGGCCUAUGUCCCCAUGGAUAGAUUUCAUGCCAGGGGUGCUCUGAUAGAUCUAGUUAUGCAUAGCCCUUGAACAUCAGUUCAGAUAUGCCUAACUCCCCUGGGCUAUAUAGUGUCAUGUAUUUAUGCAAUGCUAUUUGCUAGACUCCUCCUCCAUUGCCUAGAGACUUGGCUCCAAACAGUGUAUAGACGAAGCAAGCACAGCAUGAAUACUAUAGUGAUAAUUCCUUCCGCUCCGGUAUGGUGGAGUGACCCUGGACAUGUGUUCAUGGGAGUUCCGUUUCUAGCCCCCACACCCAACAAGACAAUAAUUACAGAUGCCUCUAUGAUGGGCUGGGGAGCCCACAUGGACAAUCACAUAGAGCAAGGCACUCUGACACCUUGGGAAGCCCAAAUGCAUAUCUUCUGGAACUGAGAGCUGUACGAGAAGGUUGCAAAACAUUCCUGGUAUUCAUACUAUCCCAUCCCAUCCUGAUAAUGUUGGAAAACAUAACUGCCCAUUUCUAUAUAAACCAGCAGGCAGGUGCAUGCUCUGUCCCCCUCUGCAUGGAAGUGGUGUAUACAGAGCCACAUCGCCCUAUUGGCACUGUACUUCCCAGGUACCCAGAAUUCACUGGCAGGCAGCCUCAGCGGACAUUUCACCAUCAACAUGAGUGGCAAUUACAUGAUUCAGUAGUAAACAGCAUUGUCACUCAUUGGGGAACCCCCACUUAGGACCUAUUUGCCUCGUAGACAAAUGGGAAGUGCAACAUAUAUAGCUCCAAGGGAGCUCAAGGUCAGUACUCCGGGGCGAUGCUCAUUUCCUACCUUGGACUGAUCACUUCAGUUAUGCCUUCCCUGUCAGCCCACUACUACGUCAGGGUCUGCAGAAGAUUUGACUAUACAAGGCACAUUGCUCCCAGAUGGCCCAGACAGUUCUGAUUACCAAGCCUCCUACAAAUGUCGUCCCUUCUGCCCAUCAGCAUUUGGACCUUUCCGGAUCUUUUGAUCCAGAAAAAUGGUAGGGUUAGGAAUCCCAACUCUGAUACUCUUUAUCUCACAGCUUGGUAUAUGGAUGGAUGUUGAACCAAUAAUGUUCCUGCCUUGAAGCUGUGCAAAACAUACUUCACCAGAAAAUGUUACCUAGCCAAAUGGAAAAAUUUCUCUGCCUGGGCCCAGUAAAACCAUGUAUCUUCAGAGACAGUCCAAAACAGCGGGAAUAUCUGUUAUCUUCUUACUCUUAAAAUGGCAGGCCCUUCCCGUAGCUCACUGUGGGUUGACCUGAUGGCGAUUAGCACGUGUUAUUCACCAUCAGAUGGUACUCAGUCUCUCCCUACUGCCAAUUUGGUUCAGUCACCCCUUUGAGUGAGUGGUGUUGCGACCUGUUGCACAGGGUUACCACACCACUCAAAUUUGGCCUGGCCGCCCCUCCAUCUGGCAUAACAGAGGGGCACCCGGGCCAUAUUUGAGUGGCAUUGAGACUCCAUGUUGCAAUGCCAUUAUUAGAAGACUCGCCGCUCCUCCCUUAGAAAGUUUGACGAGGGGCACACCUCUCAGUUGAGACCCCUGCUUUCUGAGCAAAGAAUUAAAUGCAUUAAAACAAGCUAAAACAAAAGUGGCAUUAAUUUACAAAUCCUGUCUAUAAAAUAAGAUGAUUUUGAUAAAACGCAGAGAGAUGGGGUGGUUUGUUUACACGGCUCAGCAGGAAAGAGACAUAAAAGAUGUUUUGGUUUUGGCAAACAACAAACUUUAUUUUAUAUUCAGUUCUCAGAUCGCUGACUCUGAAAGUAGAUUUAAAAGGGGAGUUGAAUAAUCAUCCCAUCUACUGCAUAUGCCCCAAAGUACCCUUAACUGGUUUUCUCUGUGAAGAUACUAACAAAGGAUCAACUCCUGCAACACAACGGAGCAUCAAGUUAAACUUCAUGAGUAGUGUUAACAAAGCCAAUGAUUAGCGUAAAAAUAGUAGUCACUAUGCCAAAAGAAAGAAGAUACGGUCCAGAUACAUUACUAGGACUUCUGGGUGAUUUUAAUCUAGCUAACUUCAGUAUUAGAGUGUCUCAAGUGCCAGGAUUGGAAAUCUGCUAAAUAGGUUUAACAGCUGAAAUCAUCAUGAGAAUGAGAACAAAGACACCUGGAGCAUUCAUGAUCAAAUAAGAUGGCAUUUAUUUAGAAAAGUUAUUGUCCUUUACAAAAUGCCAAUGGAAGAGCAACCGAAUGGGGUGUGUUUCCUUUUAACUACAGCAGACAGCAAGCAGAAAUGACUGCUAGGUAGCCUGUCCCUUUUUUAUACCCUUGUUUAGGGGCAUAAGGAGUUAGGAAGCCUAGAUGCAGACACUGCAAAGCAGGAAAUGUCAAUUUCAGGUGUAUUGAGGCAUUUACCAGGAGUGGGGAUCCACACAGAUAAUGCUUGAAGAAUGGAUUCUUUCUGUACAAAAUGCUUUAUUCUGAAAUAUUCUCCUUCAAAUCAGUAGGUAAAUAUCAGUUUUAGCUAAUCAUGCAUCUCUAUAUCUGGGAAGUGAUCAGAUAAUUUCUUGACUGAGUCUUUUGGCACUUAAGAGAUUUCAAGAAUAUUUUACUGCAUACACCUGAAUAUCUGUGUUCAAUACAUCUGAUAGAUAAUUUAACAUCCUGACUCUCAAUGUGUAUAGAAGACAGUUAUUCAUAGAUUCUAAGGCCAGAGGGUCCAUUAUGACCCCUCGAAUAACACAAACCAUAGAUUAUCACCCUAUUUCUGCAUCAAGCCCAUCACUUCAUGAGUAGUGUUUGCUCGGAAAGAAUUAACCCUGUAAUGUUCCAACAAGAACGUUUGUCCUCCUUUAUUGUAAAUGAAGUAUUCCUACUAGAAAUUUGAAAUUUUUUUAUGCUUUUCACCCACCUACUGACCAAUCACACCCACAAAUCAUAUUCUGUAUUUCCAUAGUAAAAUUAUUAACAAAGCUAGAUGGACUAAAAAUUUUUACCUGUUUUCAAAACUGGAAAUACAAACAUGCCACCUCAUAAGUGAAUCGCCAGCUGGUUGCUUGAAAACUAGAACUGUUUGUUGCAAGCUUGACUAGUCUAAAACUGGUUUUAUAUUCAGAUAAACAAUGCUUCAUUAGUAUUGAUGACCAGUGUGUGAAUCUUAUCAAAGAUUUUUUAAAUGGCCAAAUACAGUAGAACAAAGAUUCUAGCACCAGAAUGGCAUUUCAGAACUCAAAUAUCUUUUUAAUUGUCCACGUCUAUGAAAAAAAAAAAGAUUGGAAAAUUGUGGUUUUCAGCCUUCUGUUUAUCUGCUCUGCCUAUGCCAAUCCUUGCUUAUGUUCAUGAUGAUAUACUCUCAGUAUUACAGUGCGGGAAUGAUUGGUUCAGGAAACUGUGGGCUCACUGUACAAUAUUCUUCAUCAGUUUUAAUUUUACUCAUGGCGCCAAUGCAGUAAAGCACUUAAGUACAUGCUUAACUUUAAGCAGGUGAGUAGUCCCAUUGCUUAUCCACUAGAUCCCUUCCUUUUUUAAAAAGACCAACCAAAGGGUGUCACCCUAUCCCUGUGACCCUUCAUUCCAGUUUCAAGUGGUGGGAGGGCUGUUCUCUGUCCCAUGAUAUAAUCUGGAAAGGAGGGAAGGCACACAGCCUGUUCCGUCUAGACUGCUCUUCUUGCGUAUGCCUUCGCAUCCUUUGGAGCAAGGCUCAAAGCUUUGUUUCCUUUUUAGUUUAGUUUGAGAUGAGUGCUGUAUGUGUGAUUUUCCUUCCCAGUUGUUUGGGCUACCUGCUUACUAUCCGUUCAUGUUGCCAGUGCUCAUAGGACAUUGGAAGAUUUUAUAAACACUACUGUAAUUACUGAUAAAUGAACAUUAAGUUCCCAUUUGGCUACACAGAGAUGUGUAGUGAAGGAAAUUUGUGUCUACUCUUUACUGGUGACCUCAAAUGAAAAUUUGUCAAAGCAUUGUGGAUCCAGACUGGUACCCCAGAUUAGUGCUCUUCAGUUUGAUGUUGGAUCCUGUUAUUUCACUUUGUAGGCUGGGAACACUGCAAAAAAAGUUUGUGUGUGUGGCGUAGGUUCUGUGCUCAAGAGUGACCUGUCUGCAUUAGGCAGCAGUGCUUAUGGGUCCAAGUGAGUCCUGUCUAGUCUCUGAUGGGAGAAGUGGUGGCUGUGAUGCAGGACUUUUGGACUGGGAAAUUUCAAGUGGGAGAAAAAUAGGGCUUGUUGUGAAACACGGAGAACUCUUCCACCCCCAGCCAAAAAAAGCAACACCAGUGGGCUAUUGCUUUUGUUUUUCUGAUCAUCUUUGCUUUAAAUCCUUAUCUUGAGCUGGAAUGAAUGUUUGUUUAACUAAAUGUAACAAACGCGGCAUUGCUAUAUGGCAUAUUUUGUUUAAUUAUUACUGGAUAUUUAGAUUUAUGUUAAUAGUUUACCUUCAGUUUAACAUGGGAGUCACUUCCCGAGGGAAACUGAGGGCAAUUUUUAAAAAUUGUUGAAUGUAUUAAUUUGAAUAGGAGGGUAAGUGAUUUUUUUGUGAUAUUCUAGAAAAACGUUCUACGCUAGCCGUGUUUGUAUGCCAAUAAAAGACUGUUUGUGUCAGAAAUAAUGAACUUGUUUUGUCUCCUAG